Messenger RNA from Elaeis guineensis (African oil palm), 1714 nucleotides. The record is from RefSeq and is a predicted model, not a curated record. NCBI's taxonomy places the organism in Eukaryota, Viridiplantae, Streptophyta, Magnoliopsida, Arecales, Arecaceae.
CACAGGCUCCCCGGCAACUUAUACAAAUCAAACCCCAGACCACAUACACGAACCUAAAAAUUAAGAAGAAAAGGGGGAAAAAAAAAUACAACUAUCUUCCCCUCCCUAGCACCACCCUCUCUCUCUCUCUCUCUGUCUGUCUCUGAUAUGCCCUACCACGCACAGCUACAUCGAUUGACUUGCAGCAUCUAAGCGCCCAACUCCUAUCAUCUUUCUUGAUCUUCUGCUGGUUCUCAAGGUGACAGUACCCUUCAGUAAAUCCGUUAAAUCUUUCUGAGAUCAUCUAAUCUUGUACUGGAAAACUUUGUCUCUUUGCACCGGGUCAGCCCUUGCUGCAGAGUAAAGUCAGCGGCUCUCCCCACCAAUAAUGGACAAAGAGGCGAAUCAUCCGGCCAGUUUCGCACACCUCGACUACCCUUUGGACCACCAACUCCAGCAUAGCAGGCAGCAGGAGAACUCGGAGAACAGCAUCGAGAUGGUGGACUACAUGCUGAGCAACCCCGCACCCCAGACUCAGAUCUCCUUCGACAAACUGAGCUUCGCCGACGUGAUGCAGUUCGCUGACUUUGGACCCAAGCUCGCACUGAACCAGUCGAAGAUCACGGAGGACGAGAACUACUUCCUCAAAUUCCAGGUCUUGGGCGACAAGUUGCCAGAGGACCCCUUGACGGCACCACCUCCUCCGUCACCAGCGCCAGUGGCCGGUGGGGAGGAUAGGUUUGGUGGGACGAGCUUGGAGAGCAAGGGAAUGACCAUGGAGGAGGAAAGACCGGAGGAAAGAGAAGAAGAGGGUCGGUUCUCCGAAAAUAUCUCGUCGGUGCAACAGCUACGUUCAGUCGGUGGGGUUGAGAAGACAGGUUCUUUGGAGACGAAGAAUAGAAGGAAAAGGCCGAGGUCGAUGAAGACAAGCGAGGAGGUGGAGAGCCAAAGGAUGACUCACAUUGCAGUGGAACGCAACAGAAGGCGGCAGAUGAACGAGCAUCUCAGAGUGUUGAGAUCUCUUAUGCCGGGAUCUUACGUCCAGAGGGGAGACCAGGCAUCCAUUAUCGGCGGUGCCAUAGAGUUUGUUAGAGAACUUGAGCAACUACUGCAGUGCUUAGAAUCACAAAAGAGACGGAGACUUUUUGGGGGCAGCGAAGCAUCUAAAACAAUGAUGGAAGGUCCUCCACUGCCCCUUCAGGCGCAGUUCCACCAGCAGCCCAUCUACCCCUCCCUCCCGUUUCCCAACGGCGAUCACAUGAAGCUCCUCGAUCUCGACCCCAGCGGUGGCCUCCGGGAGGAGAUGGCAGAGAACAAGUCCUGCCUCGCUGACAUUGAGGUCCGGGUGCUCGGUUUCGAUGCAAUGAUCAAGAUCCUGUCUCGGAGGCGGCCGGGGCAACUCCUCAAGACCAUCGCAGCCCUCGAAGACCUGCAGUUUAACAUACUACACACCAACAUCACCACCAUAGAGCAGACUGUUCUCUACUCUUUCAACGUCAAGAUUGCGGGUGAAACGAGAUGCACUGCUGAAAACAUUGCGAACUCAGUCCAGCAGAUACUCAGCUUCAUCGACGCAAACACGCUAUGAUUCAGUCUGCAGGGAGAAAUACUGGCAUCAAGUAAAACUGUAAAAGCCUUUAGUGAACCACGAUAUAUUCAAUAAAGAGAAACUGAUGUAUAACUAGCUAUAUGUGAGCAAAUAUAUUUCGUUUGGUCUCGUCUUUCCAUCUGUAAA